GAGGUAACUCUCACCACCUCCCACCUCCACCCUCAGAGACGCAGGCUGCAAGGAUUUUACAUCAGCCCUGAUCACUCUGGCUCAACUUGUGCGUCCCAUGCAGACUUCCAUCAGAGUCUUGCAUUGAAUGUCCCGCUUCACAGGGCUUGGGGUUAUCAUUUUUGUUUUUUGCCAUGUUAAUAGUUCAACAAUUAACUGAGGAGGGAAGAGACCUGCUGUGCUGACUAAACACAGACUGAGAUCACUCACACUUCUCCUCUGAGCUCCUGAGCGAGACAUGGGGAAAGUCUACUAUAUCAGUAAAAAUGUGGGCAUUGGCUUGUUUGUCCUGGCCGCCAUCGCUUUGACCACCAUAAUUGCUCUGUCCGUUGCCUACCACAAGGAAAGGAUCAAGAAUAGAGGCAGGCCCGGCGACGGUGCAUCAGACAACACCAGCGUGCCUACACCUUCCACCACCCCCUUUACUUCAAAGGAUCCCUGGGACCACUACAGACUUCCUGACUCCCUUUCUCCCAUCUCUUACAAUUUGACCCUGUGGCCUCGGCUGGAGCCAAACGCAGAUGGCCUAUACAUUUUCACUGGAAAUUCAGCAGUGGUCUUCAAAUGUGUGAAGGAAACGGACCUCGUCAUCAUCCACGCCAAUAAGCUGAACCUCACUGGGAACCAGGUGAAACUGAGUGGCCUGGGUGACGCCAGUGCUCCCACCGUUGAUAAGUUUUGGUUUGUGGUGAAGACGGAGUAUCUGGUUCUUCAGCUGCGCAGCAGCCUGGCUGUGGGAGCGAGUUAUGUUCUUCACACUGAAUUUCAAGGAGAGCUGGCAGACGACCUGGAAGGCUUCUAUAGGAGUGAAUACACCGAGGAUGGUGUUAAGAAAAUUGUUGCUACCUCGCAGAUGCAAGCGACAUUCGCCAGGAAAGCCUUCCCUUGCUUUGAUGAACCAGCCAUGAAAGCCGUCUUCAAUGUCACCAUCAUCCACAACCCAGGCACUGUGGCUCUGUCCAACAGCAGGGAAACUGAUACUGCAGACUCUGUCAUUGAUGGCAUUCCCAUCAAAGUAACUACAUUUGAGCCCACCAAGAGAAUGUCCUCAUAUCUGUUGGCAUUUAUCGUCAGUGACUUUGUUAGCAUCCAGUCAAACCAAAACAGUAAUUUGUCGAUCCGAAUUUGGGCUCGGAAAAAAGCCAUAAUUGAUGGACAUGGUGACUAUGCUCUCAGUGUGACAGGACCAAUCCUUCAGUUCUACGAAGAAUACUACAGUGCAGCAUAUCCACUCUCUAAGUCAGACCAAAUCGCUCUGCCUGACUUCAAUGCUGGGGCAAUGGAGAACUGGGGUCUGGUCGCAUACAGGGAGACGGCCCUGCUCUAUGACCCCUUUGUAUCCUCCACUGGCAACAAAGAGGGAAUUACCUCCGUCAUUGCCCAUGAACUUGCACACAUGUGGUUUGGCAACCUGGUGACAACACGAUGGUGGAAUGACCUGUGGUUGAACGAGGGCUUUGCGUCCUAUGUUGAAUAUCUAGGAGCCGACCAUGCUGAGCCCACUUGGGACAUGAAAGACCAAAUCGUUCUGUAUGACGUGCACAAGGUGUUUGCUAUUGACGCCCUGGCUUCCUCUCACCCGCUAUCCCGACGAGAGGAGGAAGUAAAUGAGCCUUCUCAGAUCAGCGAGAUGUUUAACACCAUCUCCUACAGCAAGGGGGCGGCUGUGCUCAGGAUGCUGUCAGAGUUUCUCACAGAACCUGUGUUUGCCAGAGGACUAAGUUCUUACUUGAACACUUUUGCCUUCAGCAACACAGUGUAUACAGACCUGUGGGACCAUCUCCAACAGGCCGUUGAAAAGACUCCAAGUGUGCAUAUUCCACGCACUGUCCAUGACAUCAUGAACCGCUGGACUCUCCAGAUGGGCUUCCCAGUUAUCACUAUUGACACUCAGACAGGAAGGAUCACUCAGAAACACUUCCUGCUGGAUCCAGAGUCUGUAGUGCACAGGCCCUCUCAGUUCAACUACACGUGGUUUGUCCCUAUUAAAUGGAUGAAAACAGGCGUGGAGCAGCAACAAUACUGGCUCCUUCAAAAGACAGACACCAACAGUCGGAUGAGAGUGUCAGGAAAUGACUGGGUGCUGGCAAACACCAAUGUAUCUGGAUACUUCAGGGUGAACUACGAUCCGGGCAACUGGGAACGUCUCCUUUCUUUGCUCAGCACCAACCAUCAGGCUUUAUCAGUAAUCAACAGAGCACAGAUCAUAGAUGACGCGUUCAACCUCGCAAGAGCCAAAAUAGUAAGUACAACAUUGGCCCUGACAACUACCAAAUACCUGCACAAGGAGAGAGACUACAUGCCUUGGGAAUCGGCUUUAAGAAACCUGGACUACUACAUCCUCAUGUUUGAUCGAACUGAAGUCUACGGAGCUUUCCAGGCAUAUCUCAAGAAACAAAUACAACCCCUUUUUGGGCACUUCAAAUCAAUUACAGCCAACUGGACCAAAAUACCAGAAGGCCACACUGACCAGUAUAAUCAGAUUAAUGCCAUUGCAAUAGCUUGUGAUGUGGGUGUGGAGGGCUGCCGAGAGCUGAUCAAAAGCUGGUACAGACAGUGGAUGGAAAAUCCAAGUCACAACCUGAUCCAUCCCAACUUGAAGAGCACAGUUUACUGCAGGGCCAUCGCGUACGGUGGCGUAAAGGAGUGGGACUUUGCCUGGACGAUGUUCAAGAAUGCCACUCUGGCAUCUGAAGCUUCCCGGCUCAGGGCAGCCAUGGCCUGCACCAAAUUACCUUGGCUUUUGAACAGGUAUCUGGAGUACACCUUAGAUCCGACGAAGAUCCGCAAGCAAGACGCCACCUCGACCAUCCGUGUAAUUGCACAAAAUGUUGUGGGGAUGCCCCUGGCCUGGAACUUCAUCAGAGCCAAGUGGAGUUACAUUUUCCAGCAGUACGGAAAGGGAUCGUUUUCCUUCACGUACCUCGUCACCGGACUCACAAUGAGAUUUUCCACAGAGUUUGAGUUACAGGAGUUGAAGCAAUUUAAAGAAGACAACCUUCAUAAUGGGUUUGGCUCAGCCACCAUGGCCAUAGAGCAGGCCGUAGAAAAGAUCACGUCCAACAUCAAAUGGGUGAGAGACAACAAAGCCCAUGUGCACAAGUGGCUUACUGAUGAGUCCACAUGAGAAGAGGAACUACUGAAGCCUCCAGAAGUCCAAAUGACAUCUUGUCUUCUUCUUUUUUUCACCACUACCAUGUAUGUAUUCCAUUUAAAUCAAGAUGAGCCAAUAAUCAGUGUGUAACAAGUCGUGUGAAACGCCAGGCAGCUUCAGCAAUUAUUAACACGGAUCAGACUGUGACUGUAAUCAUGCCUAAACCAUGCAAACGUCAAAGUGACUGUGUUACGAUUACAGUCAGAUGACUGGUUAGGUGUGUAUCUGUGUGGUGGCUCCAUGUUAAAGGAAUACUUCACCGAUUUGCAUUUAGCUUUGUAUCGCUAGAAUAGGGGUAGUAUUUUUGAAAGAUUGUGCUUCCCAACCUCAGCUUCCCCUGAGCCUUGGUCCGAGGCUUGAAACUGCACUUUUUAGACCCACUCGUAGGGGGACGGGACCUCAUUCCCAGAAUGUAGUGUCCGCCAUCUUUGCUAAUAGUUACGCUAACAGGACCAAGUGUCACUGGUGGGCACGUAACAAAGAAAAGAAUGAAGAUAUUUCUCAACUCAGGGUAAACUGAAGAUGGGAAGCACAAUUUUUUCGAAAAUACCACCUCUAUUCUAGUGAUACAAAGCUAAAUGCAAAUCGGUGAAGGAUUCCUUUAAGUCAUAACUAAACAUCUGGAAUUUGAGAAUCAUUUUGCACUUCAGUAAUAGCAGAGAAUGGAUGUAAAAAAGUUAUUUUCUUGAAUAAAUGUAUUUGUAUAUGAUUUAUAGGUUUCUUGUUGUUUUGUCAUUAUUAUUAGAUCUUAAAGGGACAGGUCAGGUUUUCUAAACGUGUAGUAUGAGGUACUGACAUAGUCCCCACUGAUUGUACUGUGGGCGUUCCCUGUCCUAGCUGCCAGCAGGGAACAUGAAAAUGGUUUUAAGCCACGAACAAAACACUCACCCACUUAAAAUGACGAUAACUUAACUUAAGUUCACCACUUUACCUCAUUGUAUUUUAAUUUUUUUAUAUACAUAUACUUGCAGCCAAGUAUAAAUGUAGUGGUAGUUUGUUGCCAAUUAUUUUCCAUCUUCUUCUAGCACAACUAUAACGACCACCUUAAACCACUGCUGCUGCAAUCCAAACACUACCAAUACAAUUGAAUGCAAUCAGCUCUAAAGUAUCAUGUAUAAUUCACAACAGGACUGUUAAUGAAAUCUUCAUGUGUUGGCUGGUUCAACUGUUUGCCUCCCUGUCCUGUUGGCUGGCUUGUUGUUUGAUUCUAUGCUGCCCUCUGCUGGAGUCCAGCUGCACAAUAACACCGGUUGUGUUAUUGUGCAGCUCAUCAAUGAAUGCCAGAAUUGGCCUCAAGGUCAUAAAGGCCUUGAUGCCAGUUCUGAUUUUGUAUUUUUUUUGCGGUGGAAUCUUACUCGAUAAAGUUAAUUCAAUAACGUCUUUUUGACAAAAUUAUAAGGACCUUGUAUUGUUUCCUUAUUAAUCAGUCCGUUUUUUUGUCUUGCUCUUUUUUUGUACAGUUUCUUUAUACAUUUUUGUAUUUUUGUUAUUUUUGUGUUGGAAUAAGUAAACUGUCAAACUUAA
This is a messenger RNA of Solea solea (common sole), 4717 nucleotides long. RefSeq names its product aminopeptidase N-like. Gene Ontology annotation, biological process: proteolysis; peptide catabolic process. NCBI's taxonomy places the organism in Eukaryota, Metazoa, Chordata, Actinopteri, Pleuronectiformes, Soleidae. The transcript has 21 exons. The record is from RefSeq and is a predicted model, not a curated record. Bases 278 to 3166 code for a protein of 962 amino acids. Gene Ontology annotation, cellular component: cytoplasm. Gene Ontology annotation, molecular function: zinc ion binding; metalloaminopeptidase activity; peptide binding.